UUAAAUUACAAUAUAAAGUUGUUGAACUUUGCAAUCAUGGUUCAGGAAUACGCAUCUCCCGUGAGGGUGCAUAAGUACCCCUUCGAAAUGGUGAUGGCUGCAUACGAAAUGCGGUUUCCCAGCUGCCCGCAGAUACCUGUGGUGAUAGAAUGCGUGAUAACUGAGGACAGCUGGACAGCGGACGACUCGCAAAGGGACACCAUAAGGAAGUGCCAGCUCAAUGUGGAAGCGCCUUACUUGCUGAAGAAGAUGAUCGGCGUCGACUACGUAUACUUCAUCCAGAAGAACCACCUCGACCUCAAGAAUAGACUAUUAGAAAUCGAAGCAACGAACGAGACCUUCGCCGCCAGGGUUGGAGUUGUCGAGAAGUGUAAAUAUUACGUGCAUCCAGAGAAUCCAGAAUGGACAUGUUUUGAACAGAGCGCGUUGCUUGACGUGAAGAACUUCUUCGGCCUUGAAAACACCGUAGAGAAGAUUGCAAUGAAACAGUAUGCUGCCAACAUUGCUAAAGGGAAGGAACUGAUCGAGGUGUUCAUGAAGGAAGUGAACGCUGGUGGCGUGACGGACUUGCGGCCCUGGAAGGCGUCGGACCCAGCUCACAACCGGGAGCUGCGGCGAGUGGUGUCGCGAGGCACGGAACCUCUGUCCCCGAGACCCAUCGCCGAGGCCAAGAGGCUUUCCAUAGCAGACCAAUACUCGAUGGAUUCUGACUACAUCAAGCGAUACCUGGGGGAACUUACACCGGUACAGGAGUCUAGGCUGAUGCAGCUCAGAAAAUGGAUUGCCGAUUUACAGAAGGGAAAGGUACCAAGCGACACCACAUUGCUCCGAUUCCUGCGCGCCCGUGACUUCAGCGUAGAGAAAGCGCGUGAGAUGCUCUCCCAGUCGCUGCUCUGGCGCAAGAAGCACCAGGUGGAUCGCAUCCUCUCCGAGUACCAGACUCCAGACGUUGUGAAACAGUAUUUCCCGGGCGGCUGGCAUCAUCAUGACAAGGAUGGACGUCCGCUUUACAUUCUACGACUGGGUCAGAUGGAUGUCAAAGGAUUACUUAAAUCUAUUGGUGAGGACGGACUCUUGAAGUUGACGCUUCACGUUUGUGAAGAGGGAUUGAAAUUGCUAGAAGAGGCGACUCGUUCAUCUGAACACGCGAUCCAAUCCUGGUGUCUCCUGGUAGACUUGGAUGGGCUCAACAUGAGGCAUCUAUGGCGGCCCGGAGUCAGGGCUCUGUUGAGGAUAAUACAGAUCGUGGAGGCGAAUUAUCCGGAAACGAUGGGAAGGGUGCUCAUAGUGCGAGCACCAAGAGUCUUCCCGAUUCUAUGGACCAUAGUUAGCACUUUUAUAGACGAAAACACUCGCAGUAAAUUCUUGUUCUACGGCGGCAAGGACUAUCUGCAACAAGGUGGAUUACUCGACUACAUACCUAAAGAUUUAAUACCAGACUUCCUCGGAGGGCCUUGCAAGAGUUUCGUUCACGAAGGAGGUCUGGUGCCGAAGAGUUUGUACGUAAGUGGCGCGUUCACGGAGCGUGAUGGUGAUCCUCUGAGCGAGGAUAGCAUCUACCGAUCUGUCAGUUUGGGGAAGGGACAGGUACACGAGGUGAUAGUUCAGAAUCGCGACCCACAGAGCGUUCUGACGUGGGACUUCGACGUGCUGCGACACGACAUCUCCUUCACCGUGUACCGCAGCGACCGCGCACUCGACCAUCCCGACCGCGCGGCUGCGGAUUGCGUGGGCGGGGUAAGUGCAGAAGAGACACGCUCCGUGCUGGAUGGCUGCGGCUGGCGAGAGGGCGAGCACUACCAUCGCGUCGAGCCCACGCUGGUGUGCCACGACGGCGAGAGCAUACAGGGCUCGCACGUGAUGUCGGAGAGCGGCAGCUACGUGUUGCAGUGGCGCUGCGAGGCCGCGGACGGGUCCCGCGCCGCACAGCUUAUGUACUUCCACGAGACGCUCGCCAGCCACCACUACCGCGGCUCCAUGUCAAGCCUCCAAUCAGCGAUUAGCGGGUUCUCAUGCCUCAGCGGGAAGUCUGUUACCAGCUCGUGUCCCUCGAGGUGAUGCGCACCCUCCGCCCCGCCAGCCCUGUCCCCGCCGCCGCUGUCCCCGCAGCUGACACCGCCGCCCUCGCCGCCGCUGCUGUAGACCCGGGUAUAAUCGUUAAUACUGGGGCCAUCCAGUAAUAUUGGGGACAAAUGGUUAUAUUGCGGGUGCAAAGUGAUAAUUGAACAUUAGUGGUUACAGCAAGUCUUACUCAGUAAUAAGUUGACACCAUUAAAAUCAGGACAGGUGGUAAUAUUGGGGCUAAACAUUGGGGUUAAUUAGACUGGAGUGAUUACUGGUGAUCACUGGUGGUCAGAACGCGGCCUAUAUAUUAAUAAGCGGUGUAUGAGACAUUGAUAAAUGGUAUCGUAUGUAUGUUAUAAGCUACUUGUCACUACACUACUUCUUCACAAUACCUAAAACAAUGAUGUCGCAUCGUCACAAUAUACUCGUAUUAUUAUUAUAUGAACUUAGCAUGCGAAGGCUCAUUUUGAAUAAGGAAAAUUUAAAGUGUGAUAUGACAUGAGCAUCGCAUGCCAAUAAAUUAAGUUUAAAAUACCACCACUGACUUGUGUGCGGCUUUGUUUUGGAUGUUGAGUUAAUACCUAAUGGUGUUCAAUCAAUGUCAUCAUAUAAUAAUAUCUAAUUAGACUUACUAUCCCCGUAGAUUAUAUAUCAUAAUACCCAAAUUAUAUCACUAAAUUCUUACAACGCUUAUAAAUCGAAAUGCAAUCAUCGAUAAUAAAUAAUCUCAUUCUUUUAUAUAGGUCAUACUAUCCUAAAAUAGGUAUGAAAUCUGACAAUUCAACGACAAAUGCCCUUGAAUAGUAUUACCAUUUUAAUUUUACUAGAGUAAUUGGGGUAAAUUGGUAAUACUAAUAUUAUAUUAUUAUGAUUUAAUUUCUUAUUUUGGGUUUUGGAUUUUUUUUUAAAUUUAGUAUGGUAUUGGUGAUAAUAUUAAGUAAAGAGUACUGGAACGGGACAACUUCAUAUGAGUCAUAUAUUUUUAAAUUUAACAUAACGCGUGUUAAUCGUCACUUUGUAAGUUUAGGUUAAGGUUUAAGUGAUAUGUUGUCCUCACAAAUGAUAUAUGUGGUUUUGUUAUUUGACAAAGAUAAUUUAGGAAGUACAGAACUAUGGACUAAUUCCUAUAUCAUAUGAAUGAUAGAUUCGUUAUUUUUGUAAGAUGAUAUGGGGCAAACUGAUAAUACAUAGUUGAUAAUAAAAUCAGACCCAUCCGACCUAACGUAUUGGAAUACGGUAAUAAGUUAGUUAGUACAUAUUUAGCGUUGAUUUUUCAAUAAAGAUUUAUUUUAUUUUAUUUUUUAUACAAAACCUGUAAAAAUGUACAAUUUAUUCCUCAAUAUUGAAAGUACUUUAGUUAAAUGACUUCACAGAUCAAAUCAAUACAUCUGUGUUACUAUAAUAUAAUAUCAAAGGAUUUCAAUUAUAAAGUAAUUUACUUAGUAAAAAUGACUAAUUAUACCUACAUUUAUGGUAUAUCUAGAUAUAUGAAGGCCAGACAAUUGCUUGCAUUCUAUUUGUAUAAACUCAUUUAUUGGUACAUUUAGUAUUUUGGAACACGUAACUUACUACGAUCACAAAAAAAUACUGUUUUAAAAUCACCGCUUUGUAUUGACGUCCCUGAAAAAAGUAUUAUAAUUGUGCAAGGUAAAAAAAAAUGAUUUCUGUUCAUUUUAGGUAAGUUUGCAUACGCCCUUAAAAUAAGAAAUUUCGAGUAAAGAAGAAAAGAAUAAAAUUAUGUAAAUAAAAAAUGUUAUAUCGUAAUAAUUAUUAUAGUAUGACCACAACUUAGCGAUCAUACAGUUCAGAAAUCAACGUACUUGCGCUAGGUGAGUCUUUUAGGGCUGGUACCUAACAUCUUGCUUAGUAUUUGUGUGUCGAGCGACCAUGUUUUGAAUAUUCUAUACAUUUAUAAAAAAAAUAUGGUAGAUAGAUGAACUUUUGUAAUUUAUCAUGGUUUUAUUAUACUUAAGUAAAAUUUCAAACCUACACCAAUUGAUGAAAAGUAUAUUCAAGCGUAGCCCAUUUUCUUAGCUUACUAAUUUUUGCUUUAUUUUCUCUUGUCAUAUAAAAAUAAUUUCAAAAUUUUAAGACAUUAAUAAAACUCUUGACUACUUCUUAUUUUCAAUUUGUAAUCUCUGUGUAGCAAAAUAAAGCUUGCUAAACCAAUUUUUCAGUUUACAAUUUCCUUUCUUGUCAUUGCAUUGUCAUGUCUUGCACUUAUCUCAGUUCAAUUCUAUAUAUAUUAUUGGUGAAGAAUUUCUUACAUUUUUACUCUUAAAAAUGAAUCCUACAUGAUAAAUAUGAAAGUAGGCCGGUGUCAAGCUCUUUAAAAAGAUACCUACCUGUUUUGCUGUAUGGGGGCAAACACUUUCUACUGCUGCAAUUUUCAAAUAAAUUCAAGUUUACUAUAGUAAAAUGACCGCAAGAUCCAAAUUCGGAAUUAAACGUAUGAAAAAUUAACAACGCUUCAGCAAUUCUUGGGUGUAAAGUGGCACUAGCAUAAAUAUCCGACAGCACAAGCUUAACCCUCAGUUGUGGGUUAAAGGGUAAUUCUGACUAUUUAAAACAUGCGUAAUAUCCUUGGACGUGUUUUUGUAAACGAAUAUGGCGCAUAUGAGGUUUAUGGACGUUCCGCCUGAACUGUAUUAUCGCUAAACUGCGAUAUUACGUAUUUAAAUAAAGUCCAAUAUGGAAUUUAAACAAUGUUAUCGUAGUAAUAAAUUGCGCCGAUGGCACAGCUCUGCGCCGUGCCAUUCUAAUUGUUGUCCUAUCGUCAAGUAAAUAGAGUAUAUUUUUGAAUAAGUAGACAAUUACUUAGUAUUUAAGUCGAGUGUAAAAAUAGUUCAUCUAAUAUUGAGUCGGUCGCAAAUAUCACUAUGAUUUGAAUAUAGAAUAAGAAUGAUGUAUGUAAAUAUUUGAUUAUUAUUUCAACCAUAAAUAAAUUUCUGUAGGCGAUAGUAAAAUAUGACGAAGUAUUUAUGAUGCGAUCAAGGUAGUGAAGGUUAGAAAAAUUGCUUGCAUACAAUUUUUCUGUAAUCGUUCCCGAAUGGCCGUUUGACGGGCGCCCGAACAUGCAGUUGUCCUGAGCGUGCCAUGACAUUGCGAUUUUACGGUGUUGAACGUCCGGACUGAGGCCUGACUCGUGAGACUUAAGCGGGCAACUUUUUCCUUUUAAUGUUGGGUUCUGUACAUUAUAAUGGCAGAACACAAUCAGUCAAUCAACAGUACCUACACUACGCAAAGCGAAAAUAAAGUGUCAGGAGUCACUUGAUUUUAAUUUUGCUUGUGUUGUUACGGCUGUAUCUGAACUUUCAGUAAAAACAGU
Molecule: messenger RNA, 5392 nt
Organism: Pararge aegeria (speckled wood butterfly)
Lineage: Eukaryota; Metazoa; Arthropoda; Insecta; Lepidoptera; Nymphalidae
Gene: retm
Product: protein real-time
Exons: 15
Coding region: 37-2058 (673 amino acids)
Cellular component (GO): cytoplasm
Source: RefSeq, a predicted model, not a curated record